Messenger RNA from Aureobasidium melanogenum CBS 110374, 2577 nucleotides. RefSeq names its product Piwi-domain-containing protein. The coding region runs from base 1 to 2577 and encodes 858 amino acids. The transcript has a single exon. Lineage: Eukaryota; Fungi; Ascomycota; Dothideomycetes; Dothideales; Saccotheciaceae. Gene Ontology annotation, molecular function: RNA binding; protein binding. The record is from RefSeq and is a predicted model, not a curated record.
AUGUGGACCGACGCUCGCGGCGCUCGUCACCAGUUCCACGGUCGUCAGCCUGCCUCCAAGCUCGGUAGGGAGAUUGAAGUCCGUCUCAACGCCUUCCCCGUCACUGGUUUGCCUACCAAGCCCAUCUACCAAUACCAGGUCCAGGUCGGCGCUGGUGCUGAGAAGCGUGGCUUGAUCAAAGCCGUCUGGAACAGCAAGGCCACCAAGGAGAACACUGGCCAGGGCUGGAUCUUUGAUGGCAAUGUUCUCGCCUGGUCGUUCCAGAAGAGGGACGAGAUCCGCUAUAACGUCAACCUUGAUGAAGAGGCUGGUCGUCCGGCUCGCAAUGGCCGUACCGACAGUCACCGUGUCACCAUCAAGCCUACUGCCGUCAUCAACUUCACGACUCUCAACGCCUACCUGAGCGGCCAGGCCACGUACGAUCCCAGCAUCCUCCAGGCUAUCACGGUGCUCGACCACAUCAUGCGUGAGACUCCCUCCAACCGCCUGAUUUCCAUCAAGCGCUCCUUCUUCGCCGCGGCCUCUCAGCGCAGCGCCCUUGGUGGUCACGUUGAACACACAACUGGUGUUUACCAAUCUCUCCGUAUCGCUCACCACCCUGGUGGUCACCGUCUGGUCGUCAACGCUGACGUGGCCAACGGCACCUUCUGGCAAUCUGGCCCUUUGUCCAGAGCUGUUGUGGCUGUUGCGAGACUCAGAGACGAGUCCGAGAUCCAGCGAUUGCUUGCACCCAACAACGCCAGAUUUUACGAUCUUCGUCGUCUGAAGAAGCUUCGUGUAAUCGCCGCUCACCGCAAGGGCGCUGAGGACGAAUACGUUAUCGACUCUAUUCUGAGACAAGACUCGUCCCAUCAGCUGAGAUUCAAGGAUGGCAGUACCAAGACCGUCGCCCAAUACUUCCAAACCGAGCACAACAUUCGUCUGAGGAACCCCGGCUGGCCCGUCGUCCAGAUGACCAAGAAGGCCGUGCUACCCUUAGAGCUUUUGAAGCUCAAGGACAACCAGCGAUACACAUUCAAGCUCGACGAGAACCAGACAUCUCAGAUGAUCAAGCGCGCUGUCACUCCUCCCAGCCAGCGUUGGGCCGCCAUCCAGUCUGGCGUCAACUUAAUCAACUGGUCCGCCGACCCUUUCAUCAAGAACUAUGGAAUGUCCAUCGACCAGAAGCCCAUUUCCGCUAAGGCUCGUCUGUUGACCAACCCCAAGCUGCAGUUCGGCGGCACUGGUGCUUCAUCUCAGGCCGAUCCCAGAACAAGUGGUCGCUGGGACCUCAAGGGCAAGAAGUUCGCGUCUAUCCCCCCACCCAACAUCUUCACCACCUGGGGAGUCUGCGUUGUUCCUGGCAGAUUUCAAGUCGACAAGGCCGCCGUUGAGAGGUUUGUCAAGGCCUUUGCUCAGACGUACGGUACUCAUGGCGCAUCACUUCCUCCUACCAUGAUGAACCCUGCGAUCCACUAUCCAUCAAACCCUGACCCUGCCAGCUUCGCACAAGAGGCCUUUACUGCUGCUGGCAACAAGCACAAGCAGAAGCCCCAGAUCUUGAUGUUCAUUCUCAUGGACAAGAACAGCGUCGUCUACGGCAAGAUCAAGAGAUACUGCGAAUGCAAGCUCGGCAUCCCUUCUCAAUGUGUGCAAUACGCCCACGUCCAGAAGGCUCAGCCUCAAUACAUCUCCAACGUAUUGAUGAAGUUCAACGCCAAGUUGGGCGGAUACACCAACACUGCCUUUACCGCUCAGACUGUCAAGGGAAUUCUCGACAACUCCACCGUCGUCAUCGGCGCCGAUGUCUCUCACUCAGCUCCUGGCUUGAAGGGCCCAUCCAUGGCUGCCAUGACUGUCUCCAUGAACGUCCAGGGCACUCGUUACGCUGCUGCUGUCGAGACCAACGGCUAUCGCGUCGAGAUGAUCACCGACGAGAAUAUCGAGAAGCACAUCAUGCCUCUCAUUAGACUCGGCUGGAUGCCCAAGGUCGGCCAGGGCAAGCCUCCUGUCACUGUGGUCUACUUCCGCGACGGUGUUUCCGAGGGCCAGUUCGCUCAAGUCAUCAACCAGGAAGUGGCUGCCAUGAAGAAGGCCUUUGCCAAGGGCAACAUCACUCCCAAAUUCCUGGUCAUCAUUGCUUCCAAGCGCCACCAUGUGCGCUUCUUCCCUCAGAGCGGCGGUGACAAGAACAACAACGCUCUUCCAGGCACCCUCGUCGAGACUGGAGUCACCCAGCCUUACGAAAACGACUUCUACCUCUGCGCUCACGCUGCCAUCAAGGGUACAGCUCGCCCUGUCCACUACAACGUCCUGCUCAACGAGCCUUCGUGGCCCAACGAGAAGAUCCAGACUCUGAUCUACGAGCACUCCUACCAGUACAUCCGCGCAACCACUCCCGUUUCGCUCUUCCCUGCCGUCUACUACGCUCACAUCGCUUCUCUGCGCGGUGCUCACCACAGCAAGGGUUUCGGUGUCGCCGACGACGCUCAGAGCACUGUAAGCCCCAGCGCCGCUGGCGGUCCUGAGCUGGUCUUUCCUCCUCUCUUGCCCAUGGCUAACCCUACAAUCAUGAACCCCAGCAUGUGGUACAUCUAG